AUGUACAACAGUGCAAGUAGAGUCUGGGAGAAGCAAAGGUCGAAGCUUCAUCUCUGGACGCCAGUGCCAGAUCCGGAAGAAGACAGCGUGGAAUACUGUUCAAACGGCAGGAUCAGGUCCGGUAAGCAGCCAGGCCGAUCGCUGAUCUCGCUGAACAUGGAUGCCCUGUGUCGUGUCCUC
Messenger RNA from Neurospora tetrasperma FGSC 2508, 180 nucleotides. RefSeq lists its product as uncharacterized. The record is from RefSeq and is a predicted model, not a curated record. NCBI's taxonomy places the organism in Eukaryota, Fungi, Ascomycota, Sordariomycetes, Sordariales, Sordariaceae. The annotation marks the transcript as partial. The transcript has 2 exons.